Messenger RNA from Alexandromys fortis (reed vole), 1221 nucleotides. Its product is annotated as interferon alpha-6-like. The record is from RefSeq and is a predicted model, not a curated record. Gene Ontology annotation, cellular component: extracellular region. Gene Ontology annotation, biological process: defense response. The coding region runs from base 640 to 1221 and encodes 193 amino acids. Gene Ontology annotation, molecular function: cytokine receptor binding. Lineage: Eukaryota; Metazoa; Chordata; Mammalia; Rodentia; Cricetidae. The transcript has a single exon.
CAAAGUAUGGCUCUCUGGAUUUGGAGGCCCAAAAUUCUCCGUGCCAUGGGUCCCCUGUCCAAUCAAGUCUGUCUAGACUUAGGUUCCAGGCAGCAGUCGACCAAAUCGGCAGGGCACAGGCAGAACCAGGCCUGCAAUCUGGCUCUUCCCUGGGUGGAGUGCACUCUCAGCAAAAGGACUCAAGAGUGAGCCCAGACCCUAGUAUAGCCCACCAGCUCCCUCUGCCUGCUGAGAAGAGCACUACUUUUUUAUUUUUCAUUGCUUCAUAAAGAAGACCAUUUCCAAUUCCCACUUCCUCAUUUCCCUCCCGAUGAGUCACUUACCCUCGCCUCCUCCCCCUGCCGUCCUAAGGGAGCACACUGGAAUUGUUCUCUACUACAGUAUAACUUGCUUCUUUGCCAAUUACUACAUUUUGGGGACAAUUACUAACUAGCUAUUUUGGGACUUACUUUGGAGGUAGGUUAUGGAAGUAUUAUACUAGUUUAUACCUGGGAAUUUGGAGUAUUUUAAAAAGCACUAGAUUUGUGUACAAGUUCACUCACUAUUAAAGCAGCAGCAAAUCUCCUGGCUCAAUGAGUCUAAAGCCUUGCUUUAAGCGUGAGCUCUCUUUGGACUUCUCUGUAAUCGUAACAUUUCAGCAUGGUGCCUGUGCUUCUGCUCUUGAUGAGCAUAAACCUGGGCUGCAGCACUGCUUGCUCACUUGAACGGAGUGCGUUUUGGAGAAUCGAUUCCCAGCGCACGGACACUCUACAGUUAUUAAAAGAGAUGAAAAUCAUGCCGGUCCUCUCCUGCCUACAAGACAGAACCGAUUUUAAAUGUCCCUGGAAGAAAGGCCAUAUCAUCCAAGGAAAGCAGAGAGAAGUAGCCACCUGUUGCUACUCUGAGAUGCUCAGGCAGGUUCUCCAGCUCUUCAGGCCACGGGCCACAAGAGAUGCCUGGCCAGAGAGGACACUCGGGCGGCUUCUCACUAGUCUGUUGAGUGGCCUGGAGGCUCUGGAGGGGUCAGCGGAGCAAACACCUCCCUGUCUGCCUACUUUGGCCAUGGCCAUCCGCACCUACUUCUUAAGAAUCUCCCGCUAUCUGGAGGGAAAGGGAUACAGCCCUUGCUCCUGGGAGAUUGUCAGAGCAGAAAUGCAAGUGGCCCUUUCCACAUUCCCGGUGCCUGCAGAGAGAACGUCCAGGAAGAGAAGAAGCUCCAUGCAGGAAUCCCCUCUGAGGUGA